AUUUUAGUCGAUCGUCAAAGUUGGCCAGGUCUAUAUACUUAGAAGAUUGGAAAAGAGCAGGCGGGGGCGGAGGAGAAGAGAAGACGGCUCCGAUGAUGCAGAAUAGCUUUUCGCCGAACUGUCAAAUUAUCGAAAAGGAUAUCGCACACGAUAGCUGUCAUGCGGAGGGUUGUUGAAAAAUAAGCGUUGCUAACGUGCGUUUGAUAACGUUCUGUUUUUUUAAGGCUUCACUUAGACAGUCUUUGGUUAUCAACAUGCCAGAGCACGUCGAGUUACAGCACCUAGUGGACGGUGACUUGGAGUGCCAAAAUGCUGCCCGAAAGAACGAGUUCUCCACACCAAAGUGCAAAUCAUGCCCGUAUCUGGGUCUGGUAUUAGCUACUCUAUCCUCGUUGUUUUUCUCACUCUGUAGUGUUAUUGUCAAAGGAUUAGUGGAGGUGAAUCCAAUGGAGUUGGCUGCCUUUAGGUUUGUGGGUGUCUUACUGCCAGCAAUCCCGAUAGUGAUUUACAAAGGAGAUGACCCUUUCCCAAAGGGCCGCCGCCUCAUGUUACUUCUGAGAAGUUUUGUUGGUACAACUGGAUUAAUGCUUAGCUUUUAUGCAUUUAGACACAUGCCUCUGGCGGAUGCAUCUGUGAUAGUCUUCUCAGUUCCAGUAUUUGUAGCAAUAUUUGCCAGAAUAUUUCUCAAGGAGCCCUGUGGUCUUUUCAAUGUUAUAACAGUCUGCCUGACACUAAUUGGCGUAGUCCUUAUCACUCGUCCACCACUCAUCUUUGGUCACACUGUUGUGUCUUUGACGGAUAACCAUGUGGAAACUGAAAAUGCAGAUCUCUGGAGUGCGGUGGCAGCUUUCUCUGCAACUUUAUUUGGAGCCAAUGCAUACGUUUUACUGAGAGCUCUUAAAGGACUGCACUUUUCUGUAAUAAUGUCGAACUUUGGAUCAUUUGGUCUAGUCCAGACACUCAUAGUCACUUGGGCCAUUGGAGCUCUCUGCUUACCUCGUUGUGGAACUGACAGGUUAUUGGUGGUUGCUCUGGCACUGUUCAGUUUUGGAGGACAAAUCUUGUUAACUCUGGCAUUACAAAUGGAACAGGCUGGACCGGUAGCCAUUGCCAGAUCCGCGGACAUCGUCUUUGCGUUCUUCUGGCAGGUACUCUUUUUCAAUGAAAUACCAAACAGAUACUCGGUUGGAGGCGCCAUCCUCGUUACAAGUUCGGUUUUGCUCACUGGAUUGAGAAAAUGGGCUGUAUCGUUGCCAGAGACUUCCGGUGUCAAAAAAUCCUUGGGCUUCUUGGCUAUAUAGUGAUUUCGAGAUUGACGGAUACAGCUACAAGAUACUUACACGAACACUCGGCGUUGCAGUUGAAUGCAUUUUUUUCCAUUAAGAACGAUGCUGUUAUGCGAAAGAAAACUUUUUAUACGAUAAUAUUCACACUAUAUUGAAAAUUCGCCUCUGCUAUUCGCGCUGUUGCCAUAAAUUAUUGCGGCUCAUAGAAGACUAGUAAAUUAUCACGUUUUUUAUAGUUUGUUUCUUAUAAAAAAAAAAAGCUUAAUACUUAGGACGCGAUUAUUUUAUAAUCAUAGUCGUUGGCGCGUGCACAAGGCGAAAUUCCCUAUAGUAAUCCUUGCAAUUGCGUGAUAUUUUCCGAAUAAUGACAAGUACUUUAUACAUUAUUACGGCAGCUUCUUUCAUGGUAAUGUGUAGUCAGUUAUGGAGAGACAUUUUUUUCUGACAAAAAAUAUUUCUCUUAUACUAUAUAUACUGAUUUUGUAACGUACAGCACUUUGCGCGAGAAUUAGAUAUACCCGUGAAAUUAUUUUGUCAGAUUCGCUCUCCAUCAUAUGAAGCGCACAUUAAUUGCACCUCUCUAUUACAUUAGUUGAAAAUGCAGACUGCUUACUUAGUUGUUAGAAUUGGUUUUCUAACAAAGUUCCUCUAAUGUUAAGUAUAUGUAUUUAGAUUGGCCUAGAUCGCACAUAUGUAUACUGCGACUGGUUGGAACAUUUCGAAAUGUUCUUUAUAUUAUAAUUUAUUUAUUUAUUCAAUCAUCACCUCAUCUUACGUGUCCAGCUCUGUUAAAAAGAAAACCUAGCACUCAAAAAUAACUAGUCCAAAAAUCGAUCCACUGGACUACUUUUACCAGCAACAAUGUGAUAGACUAAAUAUUAAAUAUGGUUGAGCGUCCUUAAUUUUUUUUACCGAAAAAUCUCGCAGCAUUUCAAGUACUGUGAACAGUCACGUUUCUCGUUACUAUUAUUUCUCGAUGUUUUUCAUUUUUAUACGCGAUGAGAAGUAAAAAAAAUAAUGAAUUAAGGAUGCCCAAUGCCGAUCUUUGACCACGUUGAGAUGAUAUCGAAGCACAACACAGACAUAUACCUAUUUACAUUGUGUACUGUAAUAAUCACGACUUUGUAUCAUAAUGGAGUAUAUAUAUAGAAAAGAAAAGACUAUGAUCGAAUAUUUUCAGACUGAUCGUAGUUAAAAAUCGAGUGCGUAAAAAAAAGUAUAGCUUUAUAAAGCCAAUCUUACACGUAUGUAACUAAGUCAAAGCAAUAUUUUGUCUCUUGCUGGAUUAGAUCGGAUCGUAUAAUAACGUUGUUGAGCUCGCAUUGACGAUUCUUGCCAUUUUUUCUAGUGAAAAAAACAUGCCGUUUAAAAAAAAUUAUUUAAUUAAUGAUUGUGAUCGCGUUACCAAAGAUAUUAUAAAUAGAGAGUAGUUGGUUUAUAACGGCGAAUGUCAUUGUAUAGCCCUUAUAAACGCUUGGUGAACACGUUCUUUUGCAAAUUCGAUUUCGUUUUAACUCUCAUAAGAAACGUUAAGUAUUACAAAAGAAAACGACGAACAAUAAAAUACAGAAAAAAUUUUUAAUAGAAAGUAUUCUUCACUCGACACGUAAUAUCCAAAAUCAGAUGUACCUAUACAUAAUGAACAAAAUUGAACGGUAUUAUAAUGGUAUCAGUCAAGCUGAGAAUCUUUUAUUUCAAAUAAAAUUUUAAAUAAUGAAACAAUGA
This is a messenger RNA of Nasonia vitripennis (jewel wasp), 3011 nucleotides long. RefSeq names its product solute carrier family 35 member G1. The transcript is spliced from 4 exons. The coding region runs from base 255 to 1301 and encodes 348 amino acids. NCBI's taxonomy places the organism in Eukaryota, Metazoa, Arthropoda, Insecta, Hymenoptera, Pteromalidae. Gene Ontology annotation, cellular component: membrane. The record is from RefSeq and is a predicted model, not a curated record.